Molecule: messenger RNA, 495 nt
Organism: Procambarus clarkii (red swamp crayfish)
Lineage: Eukaryota; Metazoa; Arthropoda; Malacostraca; Decapoda; Cambaridae
Source: RefSeq, a predicted model, not a curated record
AUGUUUGUUUGUGUUUUACAUCAAUACAACCAAGCCAUCCCAAACUAUACUAAUCAUCACCCGCCCUCAACACCAACCUCGGCACCCGCCCUCAACACCAACCUCAGCACCCGCCCUCAACACCAACCUCAGCACCCGCCCUCAACACCAACCUCAGCACCCGCCCUCAACACCAACCUCAGCACCCGCCCUCAACACCAACCUCAGCACCCGCCCUCAACACCAACCUCAGCACCCGCCCUCAACACCAACCUCAGCACCCGCGCCCUCAACACCAACCUCAGCACCCGCCCUCUAUGUACUAGCACCCGCCCUCAACACCAACCUCAGCACCUCGCGCCCUCAACCUCAGCACCCGCCCUCAACACCAACCUCAGCACCCGCCCUCAACACCAACCUCAGCACCCGCACCCGCCCUCAACACCUCAACCUCACCUCAGCACCCGCCCUCAACACCAACCUCAGCACCCGCCCUCAACACAGGAAUACAAGUAG